AUGCUAUUCGUUCCAAUUGUUUCAUUUUUUAUUUUACUUCAGAUUGGACUUGCACAGCCACUGCCUGAUGUUGACGAGGAGAAGGCAGAUACAAUUGCUGUGACAGGGGCCACUGUUGUUAUCAGUGCCGAUCCAAGCCUUGCCUGGAGUACAGCCAAUUAUGAAACUACAAAAGCCGCAGCUACCUCAGAUUCUGAGGAGUCAUCUGCUUCAGCUGAUGCAACCUCGGAUGAUGCAACUUCCACUCAUAAAACUUCUUCUUAUCGCACCUUCAGUGUUGGUGCUGAAGUUACCGAAACAACCACUGUGACCAAAGAGACCAUAUUAUCCGAUCCAUAUGAUGAUAUUAUUACCACAACGGUCGUUCUUGUCGAAACCCCAUAUGUUCCAGUGAACAUUAGUUACGGUUCUUGGACAGGAACCGAUACUUCUACUAGUACCGAUUAUCAAACUAGUACUAAUUGGUAUAAUGUCGAGUUGACUGAGUACUACUUAUAUGUCUUUACUCCAGAACCUACAUCAGUUUCUACUUCCGCCGCAGCUGCCACUUCCGAUCCAGCUGUCACUUCCGAUCCAGCUGCUACUUCCGAUGCAGCUUCUACUUCCACUUCAGCUACUAAAAAUGCCGCAAAACACAGUGCAGCAAAUAUUGAAAACACCGAAAGUUCUGCAACUACCGAAAGUGCUACCAGUGUCGCAACUACCGAAAGUGCUACUAGUUCUGCAACUACCGAAAGUGCUACCAGUGUCGCAACUACCGAAAGUUCUUCAAGUGACGCAACUACCGAAAGUUCUUCCAGUGCCGAAAGUUCUGCAGCUGCUAAAAGCUCCGCAAGUUCAUCAAGUUCUGAAAGUGCUAAGAGUUCCGCAAGUUCUGGAACUGCUAAAAGUUCUGAAAGUGCUAAGAGUUCGUCAAGUUCGUCAAGUUCUGCAAGUGCCAAGAGUUCUGCAAGUGCUAAGAGUUCCGCAAGUGCUAAGAGUUCUAAAAGUGCUACUAGUGACGCAAGUUCUUCCGAUCCUUCUAGCGCCUCUUCUGAUGCCUCAACAACACCAAAAACCACAAAAGCAGCAGCAACCACUGUCUCCAGCACCGUUUCUGAAUCCUCAAAGACUUCAUCUCCUAAAACUACUAUUACCUCAACUUGGACUGAAAGCUAUACAACUACUUACAGCACAGAAGUCACAAAGAAAAACAUCCUCGGUUUCGCCAAAACAUAUACAGCCCUCAUUGUUGAGGUUCCUGUCAUCAAAGAAGAAGUCGUUGAAGAGAAUAUCGUCACUCUUACCCUCACUACUUGCGCAGAUGAUGGAUGCACCCAUGUUACCACUGAUACUAAUGGCAAAACCACUACCGUCACCGAUAUGGUCACUGUAACCACUACCACAGUUUCAGAGACACAAAGCAGUAGUGUUACCACUGCUCCAGCCUCUUCUUCUUCUGUCGCAUCAUCUUCUAGUUCUAUCGUGUCAUCUGCUGCCUCUUCAUCUGCUGCCUCUUCAUCUGCUACGCCUAGCGAAACAGUCAGCUCAAUGACCAUGUUCGAGGGCCUUGCUGUCAGAAACGCCGAUGCCACCAUGUUUUCUUCAGUGGCAUUCUUUGCAAUACUCGGGCUUCUUUUCUAA
This is a messenger RNA of Brettanomyces nanus, 1623 nucleotides long. RefSeq lists its product as uncharacterized. NCBI's taxonomy places the organism in Eukaryota, Fungi, Ascomycota, Pichiomycetes, Pichiales, Pichiaceae. The record is from RefSeq and is a predicted model, not a curated record. The coding region runs from base 1 to 1623 and encodes 540 amino acids. The transcript has a single exon.